GGCACGGGGCAUCAGAGUACGUCGAGUAGUGGCAAGGGUGUGUGUUCUUGGGUAGUGUGCGGCGGAGUUAUCUCACAAUUAAGCUACACACGAGUUCGUUCCUCAUACAGUACCAUACCUGUUCUUCGUGGCACUGAGACCCAGGAUAUGUGUUGACACGUUAUAAACUCGGACCUGCAGAAACUAAUCAAGUGCCCCUGUACAUUAUCCCCGUAUGUGUGUGUGUGACCGUCCAUGAGUAACGCUGUAACUCACAUCUCAUGAACUACACCGUAACUCACAUAUAAAUUACUGCACUCAUCCUUCAGUGCCAGAUUUCACACCAGAUUUCACCCCCAGAUUAAACUUCAAACUCCAGUGCUCUCAAGAAAAUCCAGAUUUCAACCCCAACACAAAAUCCAAAUCGGCUGAAGUGUUUCCCAGUGAGAGUUAAAAGACCACAAGCCUUAUAAAGUGUUAAGUAGAGGAAAAAGGUCAAAAAAAUACCUUGAUAAGUAAUAAAAGGACAGAUUUAGAGGUGUUUAAAGGCUAAAAAGUGUUACUCAACUCUCAUAAGGACACACAUCUCUAAGGACACAUCUCUAAGGUCACACAUCUCUAAGGACACAUCUCUAAGGACACACAUCUCUAAGGACACGAACACGCCGGAUAGGACAUCACCCAGACAAUGCUCAACACGUACAAGGAUUAUUAUUGACGUGAUAAGUUCUAAAAGUUAAGUACAAUUGAAUAAACUUAAGUAAACAAAAGUAGAAUAAAAGUACAACAAAAUAAAAGAAAAAUAAAGAAACAAAUUAGUGGAACAAUUCAAAACGAUCAACCUAAUAAAAAAUAAAAAUAAUUAAACUAAAAACUCUCAUAAAAUGCCACUGAGGAACCAGCCAGGCACCCUGCAGAAGAACACGAUGCUCACUAUAGCCAGGAACUUCGACUACAUCUGCUACAGGGCCAAGACCCGAGAGGACAUGUGUAAGAUGAUCUAUGAUGAAUCUUACCUCAAUUACGAGGGACCCUUUAAAAACCUACCGCCUCUCAUCAACAAAGGAAUCAUGGACACAGUGAGAGACGUAGGAAGGCUCAGGAGGCAUCAUCUCCACUCUCUGGUACAGGAACACCUUCUCGACUUCACCACUAGCGGCGUUGGUGAGACCUAUAUUGCUCUCGACCUGUUGCUGGAACGGUGCAGGCGCCUCCGUCGGUUGGAUCUGUCUUACCUGAGGACGGUGGGGCCGCCUAUUCUGAUUCGUCUCAUCCCCAGCCUAACCCACAUCACUGUCCUUAACCUCAGCAUGACAGAAACCGUCGACCAGGUACUGGAGCUGAUAGGCCAGAACUGCCCCGAGAUACGUGAGCUGGACAUCUGCAACACCCCUAUCACAGAGUCGGGUCUCACGCGGUUGUGUUACGACGCCGAGAGAGACCAGUCCAUGUGUCAGAAACUCGUCAAGCUCUCCAUCAGCGGGUGUAUCGUCUCAGCCAAGCCCGUCUGCUUCCUCCUGCAGUACAUCCCGACCUUGAGGGAGAUUGACUAUGACGACAUCUUCCAGGUGUUCGGGGUGCUGCAGAAGUGGGGGCUCACCUUAGACAACAUCGACAGGUGCCACAAAUUCCACCUACGGAUCCUCAACUCCACCAAUGACCUGGUCGACCCCUUCAACGUAGAGCUGGCCAUCAUGUUGUGUCCUUAUGCUACGAACUUCACCCUAAGCAAUGCCUACGUAGACAACGACGUACUCUACAAGGUAAUGAUGAUGGAGCAUCUCACUCACCUACGGAUCACCAACUCAGAGGGACUCACACUCGACUUCCAGGAGGGUGUCUUGCCUGUACUCACCGUCAAGGGUCACCAGCUCCUGUCUCUCCUCUUGGCUAACUUUGCCUCCGUCGACGUGGCCGCCAUCGGUGAGUGCUGUCCCCGGCUACAGAACCUGGCGCUUAGUGCUGUAGGCGUCUACGAGGAGAUUAUGUAUCCCCGCGAGCACUACUUCACUACACUGAAGAAUCUGGAGGUGUGGUCGAGCCUGACAGUGGACACGUGUAAUACCACCAUCCUGCGGCAGCUGCUGUGUUACUGCCCUGGCCUCCGCAACCUGCUGGUGAAGGCUACCGACGCCCUCUCUGACAAGUUCCUCUUUGAUAUAUGGCGGGAAAACGCUAUGCCCCAGCUGUCUCGCCUCACCAUCGACACUUGCCCGAAUGUGACAGCGUCGGCUAUACACCACCUACUGGACAUGACCAACGAACUCACUCUGAUCCGCCUGUGGGGCUGUUUCUUCAUCACCAAAGACGACGACAGGAAGAUUCAACAGCGCAUCAAGGACGAGAACUGUGACGUGUAUCUGGAGUGGUUCUGCUGGGACGGUUGAACUUUUGAACUUAUCCACCCCUAACACUCAUCCAUCGCCGUCUUUAUUUUUCGUUUCUAUACACCGUUUAUUUACACCUCAACAAGUAAACGCCAACUUUUGUUAUUUUCUUAUUGUUUACUGAUCAUAUACCAAAUGUGACGACAAUAACAAUAAAAUAAGGAAAGGAAAAAAGGAACCUCAAGAUGGCGUAACAUUAUCAAGAGUGAAUGAUGACUUUCUUCUCCCGGGUCUAUCUCCGUAGCUACUUGAUGAAUGACUGGACAAGCACGAGGUAGACUCAACAAUAAAUUAUAACGAAAACAAAAAUAAUAUUAAAUCCAGGUGUUGUAAUCUCUGAUCCCUGUUUCGCUGGGUAAAAAAAAAGAAGUAUUACCGUAUGAGGUAUUCAAAAACUUUGUAACAGCGCGCAAGGAAAAUAUGUCAGAAUAGGCAACUCGAUUCUAUUCCCAGACACAAAAGGUUAAACUCGCAUGUUUCUAAAUUAAUCAACACGCCUCGUCAAUAGGUAGAAAUGUGGCCUUUUGUCUUAGUAAUAAUAAUGUAAGCGGUGUUGUCUGCUGGCCCGUGAUGCUUGUUUUAUUGUUUAUCUGCUGUAUAUUUCAUUAUUUACAACACAUAGCUUUAAUUAAGUCUCACUGACAUAUAUACAGGGUUAACUGUGUUCAAUAUCUACUGUGAUAGGUAAAUAACUCUUCCGAAGUAUUGUCAAGUGUUAAGUACUGUAAGUCGGAAGUGACAUUCAAGCUCCCGGAAGAGUUAAUAAUUAAUGCUAUGACUCGCACAGCUGUCUGUCUCACCACCCACACGCAGGACUGUUGAAGGUGGCUCCCAGUGGCGCCUUAUUGAGUUACCAGAAAAUAUAAUAGUUUGUGUAAUGUGUGUUUUCUGGGUGACGAUGGUAGGAAUGUGUUAAAUAAUCCAUUCUUUGUAAAAAAAAAUAGAUAGGAAUUAUUUAAGUAGUGCUCAGUUAUUUAUUUACCAGUAGUGAACUAAUCUAUAAAAGUGACAAUCAAAACAAUUAUAUGAUUCACCAAUUACUUUCCUCUAUAAUUUACCAAAGCCCGAGAUGUUUUAGAGUAGGGGGCUGUGGUCACCAAACCCCAGAUGUUUAGAGGAGGGGGCUGUGGUCACCAAACCCCAGUCACGAGGGCGGCUCCUUGACUAAACUAACAAUAUUUACACCAAUCACUUACUUUCAAAGCUAAUUCUCUAUUUACUAAACCCCAAUCCGUAAUGUGACCAGGUAUUAGCACUUAUCUCACGUAUAGGUCAUGGCAGCGACAACAGUAUAGCCACAAUUAAAUCUUUAAAACGAAAUCUCUUUCACAAUGCCCUGACCUACUACACUAAAUACGUCUUCUGAAAGAUACACAUGAACUUUGCAUGUACCAGUAUUAAUGAUUUCUCAGCUUGACACCGCAGCUUGUUGUUUACUUUUAUGACUAUAUAAAGCUUAUUUUCUUACCAUAACAAAGCUAUUAUCAUUAUUUUUGGUAUCGGUUAUGUUAUUCAGUAGCUGCCAGUACUUGACAGGCGAAGCUAUGACAUCCAAAUUCCCCAAUGGCGUAUAACAAUAUAAAAUAUUUCACCCACUUUUAAAACCCUAAAGUCUUCAUAAGUAUUGCAAAUGUGUUUCGACAUAUCACGUAUAACAUGAUCAAAGACAUGCUACUAUCCAAUUUUAGGGCAAUUAGGUUUUUUUUAUAUAGAUUUGUCGCUGACUAGAUAUGUGUUUUAAUCCUUCAUAACGAGUUACCGCAGAGGCCAUAACGUUUUAUUUACAGCCACGGACGACUAACACAGGUGGCAGUCAUCUUCAGCCUAGCCAUAAUUUGUAUCAUCCUUUCUAUUAGAUUAUGUAAUAUAAACACCAUCUUAUGGUAUGCUGCAGUACUAAACCGUUUACAAUUAUCGGAACAAGAAAAAAAUAUCGUCUGAACAAAAACAUAAUUUUUCUCUUUGGUCCUAUAAUUAAGGUAAAGAUUUAGGUCAUGUCUUCCGUAAUCGACUUUCCCCUUAUAAAAUAUGACCCACCUAGGCGCAGCUGAACAUAUUCACUGUAGUUUUAUUAUCAAAGUAAAUAUUAGCAGUGACGCUGAGCUGACAAAUCCCUGAUAAUCUGAUUUAUGGCCCUAUAAUCAACUGUGCUGCUCUGCUUCAAAGGAAUUAUGAAUCUCACCAUAAAUAUACGUGUGUGUGUUGAGGGAGAUGCAAUACUGAUCUGCUGCUCCUUAGUUCCUUCCACUAGUGUUUGUGUUCAGUCAGUAAUUGGAGGAUUACUUGCUUAUGGUGGGACGUGACAAAACGCUAGAAAUGUUGUGUUAAGUGUAACUGCGAAUGGAUCUCCAAGAAUCCGUGAACGAAAUUCCAAAAAAAUUAAGAAGAUUUAGAGAGCAGAUAAAGUCUAGAAUAAACUAAUGUAAGAUUUGUUUGCGGUUUGUCCAAGAAAAUUGACACCUACCUAACUUAACACCUCACCUCACCUAACCUAACCUAACCUAACCUAACCUUACCUCACCUAACCUACGUCUAACCUAACCUAAUACCUACGUCUAACCUAUUUUAUCUAACACUGACUACCCGCAAAAGAACUCCCUCAUCCAUGAACGCAACAAAUGUCGAAAUGUUUGUAAUGGUCAAGAAUAUCCCACGAGAAACAGUGCCCCGUGGGACUUGCCAUUAUCAUAAACAAAAAAACCUAAUCACAGACUAACAGACAUGUACAGCAACACGCACAAUCUGAAUAUAUCAAUCCCCAGGAGACGCGGCAUGAAGAACGCUGAUUCUUCGUAUCUCACCAUUUAUUUUUGGAAAAUUAAUCAUACAAAUUUAAUUCCCGUGUGCAACAUAUCACUCACCCGAAAACAUAAACUAAUGCCUAUCAAUCUGGAGCCAACACCCAUGUAAUCUUAACUCCCAUACAAGCCACUAUGACUAUAUUGUUCAAGCACGUACUGCUGGGUAGGGAUCAUACCGUACAUUAAACAGUAUCUAUUAAUAAUUACGCAAUAAAAGGUCUUCCUUCUGAACAGGGGAUCAUGAACUAGUCUUACUAUGUGGUGAACUCUUACCUACACAGAACACCUGGCCUUAUGUUACCUGACUACUAGACGUUCACCACAGACAAAUUUUAAACCUUGUGGGAAACAAGAGCUUUUCUGGCAAGUCGCGAAAUAAAACACCACAAUGGCAUAAAAGCGGUUUAGCGUCUCUGGUCAUCCAUUCUCUCCUGGGAUUUCACCGAACAAUAUUAAACAAAAAAUAAACUUUAAACCCUCUGGGGACAAUGGUUUAACUUUAACCUGUUGAGGAUAACAGCUUAAAUAGUCAACUUGAAAGUGUUGUAGUUUAAACCAUUAUCCUCAAAAGCAUUAUAGUUUAAACCAUAAUUCUCAAAGGGUUAUCGCUUUAGCUUAUGUCCUCAGAAACAUAAAUAAAUACAGCCUAAGGUAUUAACAAGUACAUAAGUAAAAUAUCGAUGUUGAAAAAAACGUAUCGAAGCUCUGUACUUACUAGGAGGUACCUAUGCACUUGGCUAUACGUUGCAGUAGGAAAACAUUGAAAUACUAUAAGAUAACCCUCAAAUAUAAUACCACUAACAAUUUUAUGUAACUUUUAUCUGUUAUCUCCGUUUAUCUAUCAGCUACAGAAUAAUAAAUGAUGCCAAACUGGGAGUAUUGAUAAGGCUUAGUAAUAAUCGUAGUACCACCACCAUCCAGAAAUAUAGCAACUCAGUACACACAUUUAAAACAAAUUCUAACUGGUUGGCUUCAAUCAUCAAAUCGAUCAACGUUGUGAAUGCAGUGAUAGAAGCAGCUACCCCGUACUUACCGAUUUAUAAAGGCCAGCCAACUUUUCGACUUUAAUAAUAUAGGAGUCAAUUUGUGGUCUACUGCUAUAUUAAUUUAUGGCUACUGUAUGACCACCAAUUUCAUGAGCUAGUUGCUAGUAUAUGGCCUUCACCUACUGUAUAAGCUCUCGGUGUUUGGUCUGGUUGCCACGCCACAAAAGACGCUGAUAGUUUUGGUCAGGGUAACUGUGUGUGUGAGAGGGCACAGUUUGUUAGAGCAUAGCAUAAAGCUGUUUAAUAGAGGCUAAAGAAAUCCUCAUGGCAUAAGGCCUAAUGUCUUUGUAUAUUGGGCAAUUUCAUUUUUAAUUUCAUACUUUUACACGAUUAUUUAUACAAGAAACUCUUUGCAGGUUUUAUACCAGAGUUAUUAGUUAAGCUGAAUAAUAAUAUUAAUUAAUAAGUACGGUAGUUGUGCCUACUUAAUAUUUGUUCUGGCAUUUUAGCAACUGAUUAGUGUAUGCGGUGCCUUUGUCUAGGGUAUCAAAGCCAGCGUUCAGGUUACUGCGCACUUUUCAUAUAAUUUAAUUGUGUUAAAUGCAUGAAGUACUGCCAGUGUGUUCUGAGUAAAAUAACUGUUUAUUACUGUAGGUGUUGUAGUCAAUUACAAAAUAAUUGAAAUGAAAAAUAUUACACUAAAAACAUACAUGUUCUUAUAUAUAAGCAAAUUAAGGUUACUAUUAACGAUGCUAAUAUAAAGUAACGCAAAACAUAACAUACCUGAAUGAUUUUGUCAAUAAAGUAAUAAAAGUUU
This is a messenger RNA of Homarus americanus (American lobster), 6970 nucleotides long. RefSeq lists its product as uncharacterized. Gene Ontology annotation, cellular component: SCF ubiquitin ligase complex. Bases 864 to 2366 code for a protein of 500 amino acids. NCBI's taxonomy places the organism in Eukaryota, Metazoa, Arthropoda, Malacostraca, Decapoda, Nephropidae. Gene Ontology annotation, biological process: SCF-dependent proteasomal ubiquitin-dependent protein catabolic process. The transcript is spliced from 9 exons. The record is from RefSeq and is a predicted model, not a curated record.